AUGAUAAUGUUUAUAUCAAACAUUGUUUCCAUUCUAUUAAUGACAGAAUUUGUUCUGGGAAAUUUUGCCAAUGGCCUCAUAGCACUGGUGAACUGCAAUGACUGGAUCAAGAGACUGAAGAUCUCCUUAGCUGAUGGGAUUCUCACUGCUCUGGCAUUCUGCAGAAUUGUUAUGCUCUGGGCAAUGUUAAUAAGUUGGUAUGUAAUUGUGUAUAAUCCAACUCUAUAUAAUUCAAAAGUAAAAAUUAUUGUUCAUGUUGCCUGGACAGUAAGCAACCACUUUAGUAACUGGCUUGCUACUAGCCUCAGUAUAUUUUAUUUGUUGAAGAUAGCCAAUUUCUCCAGCCUAAUUUUUCUUCACCUGAAGUGGAGAGUUAAAAGUGUAGUUCUCAUGAUGAUGCUGGGGACUUCAUUGUUCUUGUUUUUUCAAGUUGCAGUGUUAAGCAUAGAUGAGGCUGUUCAGACAAAUGAAUAUGAAGGAAAUACCACUCAGAAGACCAAACUAAGGGACAUUUUACAUCUUUUAAAUGUGACUCUGUUCACGCUAACAAACUUCAUACCCUUCACUAUGUCCCUGACAUCUUUUCUGCUGCUAAUCUUCUCCCUGUGUAAACAUCUCAGGAAGAUGCAGCCCAACGGUAAAGGAUCCCAAGAUCCCAGCACCAAGGUCCACAUAACCAUGCAAACUGCCAUCUCCUUUCUUUUCCUGUUUGCUGUUUACAUUCUGGCUCUAAUGUUAUCAGUUUGGAAUUCUAAUGAGUUGCAGAAAGAACCGGUCCAAAUGCUUUAUGAUGUUCUUUUAAUCAUGUAUCCUUCAAUCCACUCAUGUGUCUUGAUCUGGGGAAACAGGAAAUUAACCCAAGCCUUUCUGUCAUUUCUGUGGCAGCCAAGAUGCUGGCUGAAGGAAAGGAAAUAG
This is a messenger RNA of Cervus elaphus (red deer), 915 nucleotides long. RefSeq names its product taste receptor type 2 member 31-like. Gene Ontology annotation, biological process: detection of chemical stimulus involved in sensory perception of bitter taste; sensory perception of taste; G protein-coupled receptor signaling pathway. NCBI's taxonomy places the organism in Eukaryota, Metazoa, Chordata, Mammalia, Artiodactyla, Cervidae. Gene Ontology annotation, molecular function: G protein-coupled receptor activity; bitter taste receptor activity. The record is from RefSeq and is a predicted model, not a curated record. Gene Ontology annotation, cellular component: membrane.